Molecule: messenger RNA, 2626 nt
Organism: Macrobrachium nipponense
Lineage: Eukaryota; Metazoa; Arthropoda; Malacostraca; Decapoda; Palaemonidae
Product: aromatic-L-amino-acid decarboxylase-like
Exons: 15
Coding region: 387-2252 (621 amino acids)
Biological process (GO): amino acid metabolic process
Cellular component (GO): cytoplasm
Molecular function (GO): pyridoxal phosphate binding; carboxy-lyase activity
Source: RefSeq, a predicted model, not a curated record
GCCUCCAGUCUGCGACCUCAUCACUUGGGCUCCGUCAGUCCAAACGCACACAACGCGAGACCGGGAGAUCCUCUCUCUCUUGAAAAGCCGAAGAAAACCAUUUAUACCUAAACGUUAAGAAAGGCAGUGUGUGCGCCGCGCCUACUACUAGACCCGACUGGUUUUUUUUUUGAAAAAAGAUAGUAUUUCUGUGCGACUUCGUGCUUGUGUCUCUCUGCAUCCUGUCAUCUUCUCGGCCUUGGACAUUUUGUAGUAGAUUGUUCCGAGUUGCUUCGUCUGCGUCAACAUUGUUACUGUUAAAUAGAUUGCGAGGGUAAACGCAACACCCAGCGUAGCAGUACCUGAUAUUAAGAAGCUCGAGGAGGAAAAACCCUUUCCACAUCAAAAUGAACUCAGAGGAAUUCCGCAAGAGGGGCCGUGAGAUGGUGGACUACAUCGCCGACUACAUGGACACCAUCGAAAACAGACGCGUCACCCCCGCCAUAGAGCCCGGGUACCUCAAGGACCUGGUCCCCAUGGAGGCGCCCCAGAAGGGCGAAGACUGGGACGACAUCAUGAAGGACGUGGAGAGCAAAAUCAUGCCCGGGGUAACUCACUGGCAGCAUCCCAGAUUCCACGCCUACUUCCCAUCCGGGAACUCCUACCCAAGCAUCCUCGGAGACAUGUUGAGCGACGGAAUCGGCUGCAUAGGCUUCUCAUGGGCGGCCUCCCCGGCUUGCACUGAGCUCGAGACCAUAGUCUUAGAUUGGCUAGGAAAAAUGGUCGGUCUGCCAGAGGAAUUCUUGUCCUUCUCCGAGAACAGCAAAGGUGGUGGAGUCAUACAGGGAUCAGCGUCUGAAUGCGUCCUCGUGUCCCUCCUGGCCGCCCGCGCCCACAUGAUCCGCCAGCUGAAGAAGCAGAACCCCUUCGUCGAGGAGGGGCUCCUCCUGUCGAAGAUGAUGGCCUACUGCAACAAGGAAGCCCACUCGUGCGUCGAGAAGGCAGCCAUGAUGGCCUUCGUCAAGCUCCGGAUUCUGGAGCCAGACGAGAACCAGUCCCUCAGGGGAUCCACACUGCGGCAGGUGAUGGAGGAGGACAAAGCCAUGGGACUCAUUCCAUUCUACGUCGAAACAACUCUAGGAACCACGUCCUGCUGCUCCUUCGAUAAUUUAGCCGAGAUCGGUCCCGUAUGUGAGGAAUAUGGAGUCUGGUUGCACGUCGACGGAGCCUAUGCUGGAAACUCCUUCAUCUGUCCCGAACUGAGAGCUCCCAUGAAGGGCAUUGAGUACGCAUCUUCCUUCAACUUCAACCCAAACAAAUUUAUGUUGACCAACUUCGACUGCUCACUCAUGUGGGUGAAAGACAGAUUCAGGCUAACCCAGGCUCUUGUUGUAGACCCACUUUAUCUACAGCACUCCUAUUCUGAGAAAUCUAUCGACUACAGGCAUUGGGGAAUCCCCCUCAGCAGACGCUUCCGCGCCCUGAAGCUGUGGUUCGUCAUCAGGUCCUUCGGAGUGGAGGGCCUCCAGAAGUACAUCCGAGAGCACUGCCGUCUCGCCCAGAGGUUCGAAGUCCACGUCAGGAAGGACAGUCGGUUCGAAGUCGCCAGUCCCGUCCAUCUGGGUCUCGUGUGUUUCAGAUUACGCGGAUCCAACCAGAUCAAUCAGAAACUGCUUUCGUCCAUUAACGCCUCCGGAAAACUGCACAUGGUGCCGGCCUCUCUCAACGACAAAUACGUCAUCAGGUUCUGUGUCUGUGCACAGAAUGCUACCGACGCUGAUAUAGAUCAUGCAUGGGACGUGAUUGCCCAAUUCGCAACAGACAUGCAAGACAUUAUCAACGACGAGAUCGUCGACAACAAAGAGGCCACGAAGGACGAGAAAGAAGAGGCUGAGAAGGAAGCCGAGGAGAACACCGAAGAGGUGUUCGCCAUGCUGGACCGCAAGAACAAGAAGAGCCUCCGGUACAAGAGGUCCUUCUUCGUCAGGAUGGUCUCCGAUCCCAAGAUCUACAACCCCAAAAUCGUCAGGAGCCUUCCAUCAUCCGGCCCCAGACGUCACACAACGUCGGAGGCGACGACGGACGAGAACAACGUCUGCGUCAAUUCUCCAACCAUUGACCGCGACAUCAUCACGGAGCUCAUGCAGACCACCAACCUGGAGAAGGCGCUGAAGGACGAGGAUAACAAACUCAAGUUCCUCACCAAAACGACCAGCGACCUCUCUGAGAGAAUCAAAAUGUACGGCAGGAGGGAAGGAGAGAUAAAGCACUAGCAAUAAUGGUCAUAUGCUCGUGUAACCGUAUGCAUUAACCGUAUGCGUGUAUGAAUAUAUACAUACAUACGUUAUAUAAAUAUAUAUAUAGGUAUACAAGCAGUCCCCGGGUUACGGCGGGGGUUCCGUUCCUGGCAGGGGGCUGUAAGCCGAAAAUCGCCUUAACCCAAGUCAUCAUAAUUAUAAUGGGAAUACAUAGCACUUACAGCACUGUUACAGUACCGUAAGUGCUGUAAGUCCAGGUUACAGCACUAUAAAGUAGAUAAUGGCGCUGAAAAAUUGUCAUUAACAGAGCCCUGAGGCAAGCGCCGUUAGUCCGGAACGAUGUAACCUGAACCUGACAUAACCCGGGGACUGCCUGUGUAUAUAUAUAU